Messenger RNA from Achroia grisella, 2250 nucleotides. RefSeq names its product cysteine sulfinic acid decarboxylase. Gene Ontology annotation, molecular function: carboxy-lyase activity; pyridoxal phosphate binding. Lineage: Eukaryota; Metazoa; Arthropoda; Insecta; Lepidoptera; Pyralidae. The record is from RefSeq and is a predicted model, not a curated record. The transcript is spliced from 8 exons. The coding region runs from base 291 to 1745 and encodes 484 amino acids. Gene Ontology annotation, cellular component: cytoplasm. Gene Ontology annotation, biological process: carboxylic acid metabolic process.
UAGUACAAAACAAUAGGCUUCAGUAUCUUUACAAAUAAUAUUCGAAACAUAUUACAGAUCGUUCGUAUCACAUCCAAAAUUUCCAUUGCAUUCCAUUCCAUUCUUAACUAAUUGCAAGACAAUAUUUACAAGUGACUGGGUCACUUUGAUGUAGGUACAGACGAGAGUCGAGCAAAUACAUACGAAAUUGUUUAAACACCCAGAAAGUCAGUGUAGUGCGGACAUUUCGCCUGAUAACACCUACGGAAUCCUGUUCUCUAUGGUACGUAGGGUAAUUGUUGCGCUACAACAUGGAGCAAAGGAAGAAUGGUUAUGCAUUUUUGGAUAAAAUGCUAAAUAUUGUAAUGCAAGAAAGGGCUGUUAAUACGCCACUAAUCAGAUUCAAGCAUCCUAAGGAAUUGGAGACAAUUCUAGACUUAGACGUUGCGACCGGAGUGGACGACGAUAAGUUAGAAAAAUGCGUUCGUGAAGUACUGAAGUAUACGGUGAAAACUGAGAAGAGUACUUUCAGGAAUCAACUGUAUGGUGGCACCGAUCCAUAUGGACUGGCGGGUGCGUGGAUUUCGGAGGCAUUUAACACCAGCCAAUAUACUUUUGAAGUGGCACCAGUAUUUACCCUUAUAGAGUUGAAGAUGCUAGUUCACAUACUCCAUUUGGUGGGAAUUCCUGAUGGUGAUGGGAUAUUUAGUCCCGGAGGCAGCUUAUCCAUGUUAUAUGGCAUAGUAGCAGCCAGGUACAAAGCAUUCCCAGAGGUCAAAACGAAGGGAAUGAGAGCUCUACCAGAACUGGUGAUGUUUACUUCAGAAGACAGUCACUAUUCUAUAAAGAAAGCUGCCCAUUGGCUUGGAUUUGGUACUGAAUGUAUCAGGAUAAUUAAGACUAAUAAUAACGGUCAAAUGAUCGUUGAAGAUCUGGAAAAAGCGAUACAAAAAGAAAAAGACUGUGGCAGAUAUCCUUUAUUAGUGAACGCUACAGCUGGUACAACUGUAUUAGGAGCUAUUGAUAAUCUGGAAGCGGUUGCGGACAUCUGCAAGAAGUAUGGUGUUUGGAUGCAUGUUGAUGCUUGCUGGGGAGGAAGUCUAAUGCUGUCACAGAAACACUGCAGUAAACUGAGUGGUAUUAAUAGGGCUGAUUCUAUAUCAUGGAAUCCUCACAAGAUGGCGGGCGCACCGCUCCAAUGUUCUGUGUUUCUGGUACGGCAAAAAGGAUUAUUGCAUGAAGCUAAUUCUGCUGCAGCACAGUAUUUGUUCCAGCAAGAUAAAUUUUAUGAUGUGUCGUAUGAUACUGGUGACAAGAGUGUGCAAUGUGGACGGAAAAUAGAUGCAUUUAAAUUAUGGAUGAUGUGGAAAGCACGUGGAGAUGCCGGUCUGUGUCACCUUACUGACCACGUCAUGAACAUCGCUGAGUUUUGUAUGCAGAGUGUUGCUACUAGGCCUGGGUUCAGGCUAGUAUCCGAAGUGUUGCAGUGUCCUAACGUUUGUUUCUGGUAUAUUCCAAAUUUUAUGAGGGAGAAGGAAGAAGAUGACAAAUGGUGGGCUCUGAUACAUAAGAUUACACCAAAAAUCAAAGAGUUGCUAACAAUGUCGUCUCGGCUAAUGGUGGCUUACUCGCCGCUUCGGCAGCACAGGAAUUUCUUUCGGCUAGCAUUCACCUUCCACCCAAUACUUCCAGAAGAACAUGUCCUAAAUAUGUUACUGGCUAUUGAGGAAUGCGGCGAAAAAGUUUCUAUCUCCAUGCUGGAGUAGCAUUUAUAAAGACUGAAUAUAUUUUACCUGUAUCAUAUAUAAUUGUUAAAUCACAAUAACUUAUAGUAACUGUUAUAUGUUACAUCUUUUAGUAAUCAGGAGUGGCAACAAAUGUAUGUGAUAUAUGCGGUACUGUUCGCGGUUAGUUUGUAAUCCUGAUGUAAUAGUCUGUUGAAUAUUAAGUGUUAUGAUUUUCAUUGCGAAAAAGUUUCCAUCAGGCGUUAUUACGGUGUAAGAUGAACAAAUUACAUACAUACAGUGUAACAUACUGAAAUUGAUUUUGGGAGUUAUGAUUCGAAGAAUACUCAAUUAGAUAAUGAAUCUUAAAGCAUUAUGCUUUAAAGUUUUAUAUAAAUAAUGACGUAUAAUUACGACGAGAACCACAAGAAAACAUUAGUAUUCUAGUUGGCAUGAUAAAACUUUUUUUUAUUAAAUAUGAUUACCUUAUAUUAUACAUGAAGACAUAUUUAAAGACAUUUUUUAUAAUAAACAUGAAUAUAAAUAA